Messenger RNA from Racocetra fulgida, 315 nucleotides. Lineage: Eukaryota; Fungi; Glomeromycota; Glomeromycetes; Diversisporales; Gigasporaceae. The record is from the annotation of a GenBank genome assembly.
AUGUCUCAAUAUGAAGAGUAUAAUUCUACUAUUACAGAAUCUACAACUGAGUCUUCAUAUUUCACCAAUAAUAGUAAUGAAUUCUUAACUGAUUUGUCACCUGUCACUCACAAUCUACUUAAAGAUAUUGAAUCAAUCUCUAAUAGGAUGGAACAUAUUAAAAUUAACAGUACUUUAGCUUGUUUUGUGGAAUAUUUAAAUAGUGAAUUUUCUUUAUUGCAAGAAGAUAUUAAAGAUCCUAUUGUCGUGAAGACAAAGGAGAGACCAAGUGGUACUAAAUGUAAGAAAACAGGUGCUGAGCAUGCAAUUAAAAAA